Molecule: messenger RNA, 1059 nt
Organism: Gastrolobium bilobum
Lineage: Eukaryota; Viridiplantae; Streptophyta; Magnoliopsida; Fabales; Fabaceae
Product: NAC domain-containing protein 7-like
Exons: 3
Coding region: 1-1059 (352 amino acids)
Biological process (GO): regulation of DNA-templated transcription
Molecular function (GO): DNA binding
Source: RefSeq, a predicted model, not a curated record
AUGAACACAUUUUCACAUGUACCUCCAGGCUUUCGGUUUCAUCCGACUGAUGAAGAACUUGUCGAUUACUACCUUAGGAAAAAGGUAGCGUCUAAAAGGAUUGAUCUAGAUGUCAUCAAAGAUGUUGAUCUCUAUAAAAUUGAGCCAUGGGACCUUCAAGAAUUAUGCAAAAUAGGAACGGAUGAACAAAGUGACUGGUAUUUCUUUAGUCAUAAAGAUAAGAAGUACCCAACUGGAACACGCACCAAUAGAGCUACAAAAGCAGGAUUCUGGAAAGCCACAGGAAGAGAUAAAGCAAUUUACUCUAAGCAUUGCCUGGUUGGGAUGAGAAAGACUCUAGUGUUUUACAAAGGACGAGCCCCAAAUGGACAGAAGUCUGAUUGGAUCAUGCAUGAGUACAGGCUAGAAACUAAUGAAAAUGGAACUCCUCAGGAAGAAGGGUGGGUUGUAUGCAGAGUGUUCAAGAAGCGAUUGACAACAAUGCAGAAAGUGGGAGAACCUUGUUGGUAUGAAGACCAAGUUUCCUUCAUGCAAGAUCUUGAAUCCCCGAGGCGGAUUUCUCACCCUUAUGUAUCAUACAACCAUCACCACCCUUGCAAACCGGAGCUGGAAUUGCAAUACAAUAUACCCCAUGAUGCUUUUCUCAAUCUUCCGCAACUAGAAAGCCCCAAAAUUUCUCAAUCAGCAAUCAGUUUGAGUUGCAGCUCAGUUGUCCCUUAUGGUUAUGAUAGCAAUAACAAUGGAAGCACUUUGCAGUUCUCAUCACUUACUCAAGAAGAACAGGUACAACAUUGCCAACAACAAAAUCUGAACUCGCUUUAUGGUAGCAAUGAUCAAGCGGUGGACCAAGUGACAGAUUGGCGAGUACUUGACAAAUUUGUUGCUUCUCAGCUCAGUCACGACCAAGAUGUUUCGAAGGAAACUAGUUUUUCCAAUGCACCUGUCCUACAUGUUGCUGAACAAAUCACUAUGCUUGCAAACGGAUCCAAAAGGGCACAAAUUUCCCAGGAAUAUGCUUCAACAUCCACCUCCAGUUCCCAGAUUGACAUGUGGAAGUGA